Messenger RNA from Salpingoeca rosetta, 1940 nucleotides. RefSeq lists its product as uncharacterized. The record is from RefSeq and is a predicted model, not a curated record. The transcript is spliced from 3 exons. NCBI's taxonomy places the organism in Eukaryota, Choanoflagellata, Craspedida, Salpingoecidae. The coding region runs from base 105 to 1619 and encodes 504 amino acids.
CCAUAUUUGGCACAGCAUCACACCGCACAAGCGGUUUUGCCAAUUGUCCUCCUCCAUUGCCCGCAAUUGGCAAAACCCGACUCCAACAACCACCAACGACAACAAUGCUACCACCAGCACCGGCACCAGCGCGACGUCGCAGCCGGGGCCGUGUUGGCCUUGGCGGCGUCAUGUUCUUCUUGUUGGUGCUCGUUGCGCUUGCGGCGCUGUCACCAGCCGUGACGCACGCACGCAUGACCGACGACGACGAUGCCAUCAACACCACCACGGAUCCCUCUGCAGACGGUGAUGAUGACGAUGCAGCCGAUGAUGACGCCGCCGCCGACGACGACGACAGCACCAGCACUCAGCCAUUUCAUCGCCACGCGUUUGUUGUCGGCCAACACCACAGCGGAACAACGCUGUUGGACCUCCUGCUGGCAAUGAAUCCAAACGUGACACGCCUCACAGAUACGGGCCAGGCUGAGGACGAAGGGCAGCAUCUGCAGAGCGUGUACACGACGGCGCGGAAGAUUGGCGGGGCCCGGCGCUGGUUCUACCACGAGGACGCGCACAAGACGGAGCGUGACGUGCGGUCGCCAAAGCGCACGAAGCGGAAGCUGGUCAAGGCAUGGUCGCCGUACUGGGACAUGAGCAAACCCGUACUGCUGGAGAAGUCACCUCGGCACACAACCAUGACGCGGUACAUGCAGCGCAUCUUCGGGCUCCGCACGGUGUUCUUCGUCACCAUCCGGCACCCACUCGGCGCCAUGUACCACUUCUACCACCGCUUCAACGCGGCAAAGCAGCGGCAGUACUACAACGACUGCGCCGAGUUGGACAUCAAGGGCUUCCUCACCGUCUACGACUGGCUCGUGCAGGACCUGCCGUAUCUGGAGAACGUGGGCAUUGUCAGUUUGGAGACGCUGCUCGACCGGCGAAACACAGAGGCUGUGCUGCACGUUGCAGAGCACAUGCUGGGCCUGGCGCCAAACAUCAGCAUCAACGCAAAGGACGUGCCCCUGGACAACGCUGCGUAUCUUGAGGAAGCGAACAAGGGCGACAUCGAGCCGCUACCAGCACCGCACAUCGUCGCCCCAACGGCAGCCGGUGACCUGAUGAAGGCGGGCGCAUUCGACUACAAGUCCAGGGCACAGCGCAGCCCGCUCGCAGCCCGCAACGGUGGCGGUGGUGGUGACAGUGGUGCUGAUGGAGAUGGUGCCAGGUGGGAUGAUGUCCCCUCCCUUGGCGCGAGCCGCAACCACACCGAGGUAUCAUCAUCACCACCACCACCAUCACCAUCAUCGUUAUCAUCCUCAUCCACAACGCGUGCACAGCAGCGGCGGCGGCAGCUGCUGCACUAUCACGGGAGCCGGGCAGCUGUUGAGGUGCACACGGGCCCCGGUGCCCAGUUCUCGUGGGUGGAGACGUUCAAACAGCUGCAGCCAAACUUUACGCAACGGUGUGCACACGUCAUCGACAAGUACGAGGCACGCGUGAACGCAUAUGGGUACAGCCUACGAAAGCUGACUCAGCACUUUCUUCCGUCGGCGCUGUACCCGUAUCUCCUCCUGCCCGAGGCAUACCCGCACACGCGCAUCAACAACAUCAGCGAGCAGGUUCGCCAACAACAGGGCUGAGUAAAAGGUGGAGGCAAGGUGGAGAGGUUGAAGUGGGGGAGGGGGGACGUUGGUAUCCGUGUAUUCGACUGCGUGCGUGUGUUUGACUGCGUGCGUGGGGUUGCAUGAAUGCGUGUGGUUACAUGAAUGCGUGUGCUCUGUUGCGAGCGUGUGCUUGUGGGUGGUCAUUCAGAUGAUGCGAUGAUGAGAUGGUGAUACGAAAUGUUCAAAGUGAUCGUUUGUAGUGUUUGUUGUUACAGCACGUGGCAUAGCGCACAGGGUAGCGUGAAUUGCAUGUUGACAGAGCACGAAAACAAAAACUCUUAAAACAUAACUGGCCAA